Ilex paraguariensis (yerba mate) is the source of this 1250-nucleotide messenger RNA. The record is from the annotation of a GenBank genome assembly. Lineage: Eukaryota; Viridiplantae; Streptophyta; Magnoliopsida; Aquifoliales; Aquifoliaceae.
AUGGAGGGAAAAAAUCAAGGCGGUUCAUCAUCGUCGUCGUCGUCUUUCACUUCUGAGACAGACAUGGAGGGAAAAAAGCAAGGCGAUUCAUCAUCAUCAUCGUCGUCUUUCACUUCUGAUCUCUUUGGUUCGAAGGAUUCCUAUGGUUCAUCAUCUUCGGGGAUUUUCGGGUCAAUCUUUGCUCCUUCGUCCAAGGUGUUGGGGAGAGAGUCUUUGCGCUCCGGGGCAGUAGAGAAGAAGCACGACUCUGCAACUCAAUCUUGGAGCACCAAACCCGGAGCCCCAGAAACAACUCCUUGGAGCAAUGAAGAAGGAAGUCAGAGCAUAAGUAACAGAGACACGAGUUCGUUUUAUCACCAGGAAAAAGUUCAACCAUGUAAUCUCUGCUCAUCAAUAUACUAUGGCAGACAAGAUGUCUAUUCUCAACCUCAGAAUACCCAGACCUCUGGUUUAAUAAAAAUUCGGGAGAAGAUGACUCUGGCAGUGCUUCAAGAGGAAACUGGUGGCAAGGUUCUCUCUAUUAUUAAGCACUCAUUACCCAUGGCUUGUGAACUUUACAUAUACUAGGUAUUUUAUUUAUGAAACUCUAUUUGAGAAAUUAGAUGUGAAUUCUUUUAUUGGUUUUCAUUCUCAAUUCUAACUUCUAAAAAUACCUUGAUAAGUUCCAGACAUGGACCAUUCAAUGGUGUUUCCUUGGAUGGUCAUAGACUCUUGAAGACUAGGUUAUCUAGUCUAGUGCUGUUUUCAUCACAAUUUUGCACAUCAUACAUUUCUCUAAGCUACCAUGUGCGUUGAAUGUUUUUAGUUUCUAGGUUUGAAAAUUUCUGCUGAGGCAUAAUAGAUUUGUUGUCUUUGAAUCCCAUGACCAAGUAGCACAAAAAUUAAUUUUAGAAAGGGUAGUUCAGAAAAUGAAACUCUCUUUUCUAUGAAUACCACUACCACUCCCAUUUGCCAUUUUGGGUGUCAAUUUUACGCAAAAAUAUUUGCGCGACAUGAACCCAUGAACCCAGAAAAACAGAGGGGGAAAGAAGAUUGAAAAAAUUCAAAUGGAAAGAAGUUUGCAUGUGAAGGACUAUAUCAUUGAUGUAGUUUCAUUUAACUGCUCGUCAUCCCAAAUUGAUAUAGCUUAAUAUCUUCUCUUUUAUUGAUAUAGCGUAUAUGAAAGACGGAUAGUAGCCUGGUCGUUGCAGGCAGCCUGUAAUUGCUUCCUCCUGUCAAGCAUUAUGUGUAUUUGAUAGUUAUAUGUUCUU